AUGACUGUGAAGCGCUUAACAUGGUGCCUGGUACAUAGAAAGCCCUACCAAAUGGCCUGCCAGAUGGUGGCUAUUACAAGGAUGAUGUCUAUGGCCAUCAGUGUUCAUGGCCACCCAGCUGGCCUGCCUCUGUUCCCAUCAGGAUCACCACCGUCACUACCUUCUGCCCCACCUCCACCGUCACCCGGGAUUUCUAUCCAAUUUUAUGGCUGCAUUUCCCAGCAGCAGGACAUGAUGCAAGAUGUGAGGACAGCCACGUACCACAGAGCCAUCCUCCAGAACCACAUUGAUUUCAGAGACAAGGUCGUGCUAGAUGUUGGUUGUGGAUCAGGAAUACUGUCGUUUUUUGCUGUACAGGCUGGAGCUAGGAGAGUUUAUGGAGUUGAAGGCAGUUCAGUAGCACAAUAUGCUGAGGUGCUAGUGAAAAAUAACCACCUUUCAGACAAGAUCAUUGUUUUGCCAGGAAAAACUGAAGAAAUCUCACUUCCUGAGGCUGUAGACAUUUCCGAACCAAUGGGAUACAUGCUGUUCAAUGAAAGGAUGCUGGAGAGUUACUUUCAUUCCAAAAAAUGGCUAAAAUCAAAUGGAAUGAUGUUCCCGACAUUCAGUGACAUCCACUUGGCCCCCUUUUCUGAUGAACAGCUCUACAUGGAACACUUCUCCAGAGCCAACUUUUGGUACCAGCAGUGCUUCCAUGGGGGCAACCUCCAGGGUCUCCAGGGUGCAGCAGUGGACAAAUACUUCAGACAGCCAAUAGUAGACACAUUUGACAUUAGGAUUUUGAUGGCUCAGACUGUCAAAUACACAGUAAACUUCAUGGAUGCAGAAGAGGAAGAUCUACACAGAGUAGAAAUCCCCUUUGUGUUUCAGAUGGCGCAGUCUGGCCUCAUCCACGGCGUGGCAUUCUGGUUUGACGUGGCCUUUGUUGGAUCUCGGGUAACAGUUUGGCUGUCAACAGCCCCAACCGAGCCUCUGACUCAUUGGCAUCAGGUGCGGUGCCUCCUGCAGACUCCUCUUUUUGCCAAGGAAGGGGAGACUCUCUCAGGGAAAGUCCUGUUUAUAGCCAAUAAGAGACAGAGCUAUGACAUUCAGAUCGUGGUGCUGGUGAACCAAACAGGCUUCAGAUCUGAGAGCAUCCUCGACUUAAAGAAUCCAUUCUUUAGGUAA
Molecule: messenger RNA, 1167 nt
Organism: Lemur catta (Ring-tailed lemur)
Lineage: Eukaryota; Metazoa; Chordata; Mammalia; Primates; Lemuridae
Product: histone-arginine methyltransferase CARM1-like
Biological process (GO): peptidyl-arginine methylation
Molecular function (GO): protein-arginine N-methyltransferase activity
Source: RefSeq, a predicted model, not a curated record